Rhinocladiella mackenziei CBS 650.93 is the source of this 861-nucleotide messenger RNA. RefSeq lists its product as uncharacterized. The transcript has 2 exons. NCBI's taxonomy places the organism in Eukaryota, Fungi, Ascomycota, Eurotiomycetes, Chaetothyriales, Herpotrichiellaceae. Bases 1 to 861 code for a protein of 286 amino acids. The record is from RefSeq and is a predicted model, not a curated record. Gene Ontology annotation, molecular function: triacylglycerol lipase activity. Gene Ontology annotation, biological process: triglyceride catabolic process.
AUGUGGACAGGGGAAGGGUUUGCUGUACCGCUAGAUGCAGAUGUCUCGAGCAGAAAUGGGCUGCUAGAUGUUAGAAGCCCAGAUACCUCGACAUCAGCUCGGCCAAAUCCAAUUAAGACAGGAUAUGUCGCUUUCGGAGACUCUUUCGUAGCGGGAAUCGGGACAGGAACGACAGAGAGGUCCGGCUGCCGUCGAGGGGAAUUCUCCUAUCCAAAUCAUAUCUAUUGGCGGCAACGACCUGAAGUUUUCCGACUACUCAAUGCCUUCGUUCUGUGGUGGGGUGGGCCGAAAUUUUCUGGGAAUUGUGACAAGACAGUUCAGAAUGUCAUUGGGAUCCUUAACGGUAACCAACUCUACCCAGCUUUAUUUCAAGCUUUGCAGCAGACAGUUAUCAAGUCUGGGCGCACCGAUUUCAAGCUCUAUAUGACAGGCUACCCUGCCUUUUUCAACGUGGACACAACCUACUGUAACGACGUGGCGUUUCAUUACUGGUUCCCGCACCACAGAAUAACACCGAUAGAGGGAACUCUUCCUUUCCUGGAUACCGCGCUUCGCCUCAAGCUCAACAACCUAGUCCAGAGUCUGAACUCAUUUCUUUCUGGGCUAGUUAACGAUUUCAAUAACCAAUAUCUCAGCAAUCCACCUGUCGAGAUUGGAGUCGAUGAUGCUGUCACCUCAGCCAACAGCACUCUCCCGGACCCUGACACCUGCGACCCUGAAGCUGCAGACAUAUACGACAUGAUGACUUGUAUGACAACCAAGGCUGUCAGCGUAGACGGGUCAUCCGAGCAAGGUGUAUUUCCGAACGACACAGCGAUUAUUGCCGACGGAGAGUUUGAUGCCGUAGAGGCGCCGUGGUAG